CAAAAUCAGUACACUAAAAGGAUUUCCGGCAAAUGGAAUUGAGACAGGUUAGGUUCCUAUGCUUUGUAAAAUGGAUCAUAAAGUAUUCCAUUAGGUAAGCUAGGCCGAAAACAAACUCAAUCUAAGGCUUUGAUGCAAAGAAAAAGUUCUCAAAGGCUUAAAAGAUAUCAUCAAUGGAGAUCAACCUAAGGCCCUAUGAACUAUCCGAUGUGGACGACUUCAUGAAAUGGUCGUGUGACGAUGAAGUGAUAAGUCGAAGUAGAUUGAGGCACUUCACAUCAAGAGAUGACGCAUUGAGUUACUUAAAGCAAGUUGUCAUUCCCCGCCCAUGGUGCCGUGCUAUUUGCUUGGAAGAUGGCAAGCCAAUCGGAUUCAUAGCAUUCAAUCCAGGUUCUGGCAAUGAUAGAUGCAGAGGAUCAAUCAGCUAUGCUUUGGGAUCAAAGUACUGGGGCAAAGGUAUUGUCACAAAAGCUGUGACAAUGGUUGUUUCAACUGUGUUUAAAGAGUUCCCAGAUGUUGAGAGAGUGCAAGGUCUUGUUGAUGUGGAGAACAAGGCCUCUCAAAGGGUAUUGGAAAAGGCAGGGUUCCAAAAGGAAGGUAUUCUCAGGAAGUAUCUCAUUCUCAAUGGAAAGACUACUGAUAUUUUUGUGUUUAGCCUAUUGGUCACUGAUCUAAUGGCAAGCUAGCUAAAGGAUUGUUUGAUUUGUUUUCCAUAUUUCAUUUUUCUUUUAAAGAAAAACUGUUAUUACUAAACAUUAGCAAGAAAAAGAGAAACGAAGAACCUAUUAGUUCAAUUUAAUCAUGUAUUCAUCUUUCAAAAUUUACAUUUAAUAAGUUUGAAAUUUAAAUAUUUGCAUUUACAAUCCCUUUUACUUUCCCAAGUUAAAGACUCUUUUAUUAAAAAAAAAAAAAAUCAAAAUGCGAACCUUCUUAUAGCUACAC
This is a messenger RNA of Durio zibethinus, 942 nucleotides long. Lineage: Eukaryota; Viridiplantae; Streptophyta; Magnoliopsida; Malvales; Malvaceae. The record is from RefSeq and is a predicted model, not a curated record.